Portunus trituberculatus (swimming crab) is the source of this 699-nucleotide messenger RNA. RefSeq lists its product as uncharacterized. The record is from RefSeq and is a predicted model, not a curated record. NCBI's taxonomy places the organism in Eukaryota, Metazoa, Arthropoda, Malacostraca, Decapoda, Portunidae. The transcript has 5 exons. Bases 226 to 609 code for a protein of 127 amino acids.
CUGCUGCUGUUGUUCACUCAUGCUGCUGCCCGGCCUCACUCACCCCUCCACUGCAGGAACCCCCAGCCAACUGGAUGGAGCCACGUCAGAGCCCAGCAGGGCACCCGGCCUGGACACCUGUAACAACACUGAUGACAACAUGCAUGGUCGCGCUGGGAUUGCGGCGUGUCACAAGCAAAACAAACAUCUGCUGAGCUGCACCAAGCUGGGAAUUACUUUGUAAUAAUGCCCUUAGAACUUUUCCAUGGCAUUGUUAAUCUCCUACAAGAUCUUGACUAUGAGGAAAUACAAGAAAUUUGGCACUUGAGAUUACCACGUGCAGUACUACAGGAUCGCAGUGACCCAAUGGUAUACCUCACGGAAGAGGAAUUCAUCCAAAGGUAUCGAUUAUCAAAGGAUGGCGUAAGGGAUGUGCUUGAAGAGAUCACACCCUACUUGGGAAGAAUACGAGAUGGAAGAGCACAUACGUCCUAUUCCCUGCAGGACAGACAGCCACCAGGAACUCUCCCAAAGGCAGAAUCAAAUGUCACUUCCAGAUGCACCAGCACCAUUCACCUGGUCGUCGGUCAGCCACGCCGGGUAGACACCAACCACCACCACCUCAGCUGAACUGACACCACCCAACUGUUACGUUCACCAGUUAAACUGGUAAGAUUGGCAUUGGGGAGCUGGUGAACAAUAACAAUAAAAAAAAAAACA